CACAUAGCCCUACAAGUGUAGGGCACUUCCAAAUCAAAUCCCAUCUUUUCUUGUCAUUUUCUAACAUUUUCUAAGGAAGUGCCCUUCACUUACCUUAAAGUGCCUCAUAAAUUUAGGGCACAGGUAGAUGACAAAAACCCUUGAUGAAUUAAGGGGGCCCCUUUAUAAGAGCAAGAUGAAGGUCCCCUAUUUUUUUGGUAUUUUGUUUAAGCCAUUGUAAAAUUUUAAAAUCAAGUGGUAAAGUUUUUUGGGUUUUUCUUAGAGAAUCUAUCUCACCCACCAAAAAAAAAAAAAAAAAAAAAAAAGAGUAUGCACAAAAGAUGUUUGAUGGAAUGCCCGAACAGUUCUACCAAUUUUUAGCUGCUGCUGCUACUACAACAUCAAUACCAACAUCUUCUUCUAAUAUUCUUACUAAUAAUACUAAUACUGCGGCUGCGGCUGCAGCUGCAGCCGCGCUUUCUAUUCCUUUAUCAUUCUCUCUUCACCACCACCAACACCAACACCGUCAUGCGGCUGGUUUUCCUACUUAUUCACAACAACCACCACCACCACCUCCGCCGGCUCCUCAACCGACAUUCAAUGCUCCUUAUGGUCACCUUCUACAUCAUCACCACCAUCAUCAUUCGCAGUUUCUUACAAGGAAUGAUGUUGUUAAAGAUGAAACACUCCAACUUGACCCUACUAGGUUACAAGAUGGCGGCGAAACGCAACGAUCUUCAUCAUCAUCAUCCUUGAUGUUAUUGCCUGAAAUUCCAUGGUCUAAUGAUGAAAUGCUUGCUCUCUUCAGAAUCAGAUCUAGUAUGGAUAAUACUUGGUUUCCUGACUUCAUCUGGGAAAAUGUCUCAAGAAAGUUAGCAGAGAUUGGAUUCAAAAGAAGUGCUGAGAAAUGCAAAGAGAAAUUUGAGGAAGAAACUAGAAGUUUCAACAGCAGCAUUAUUUCUAAUAAUACUUGCAGCAAUAAGAAUAAUAAUAAUAAUAAUAAUAAUAAUAAUAAUAAUAAUAAUAAUAAUAAUAAUAAUAAUAUUCCGAGCAACAACAAUAACAACAACAAUUAUAGGCUCUUUGGUGAGCUAGAAGAGCUUUGUAACAAUAAUAACACUAACAACAUCAAUGUUGAUCAUGACGACGGCGGUGAUGAUCAUCAGAAAGGUUCUCUUCCUGAUCAAUGUGAACGUGAUCAUACCCUUGAGACUUGUUUGUCUCAAGGGGAUGUUUGUGUUGAUGGUGAGAAGGAGGAUGAAGAGGAUGACGACGAAAGGCCGGAGAUUGAAGAUGGUAUAAUGUUAGAAGGUGAUGAUGAUGAUGAUGAUACAAGAAAGGAUAAUGACAAGAGCAAUGAUAAUGAUGAUGUGGUGGAAGAUGAGCAGCAGUCUGUAGACGACAGCGAGAAAACGGAGGAAAGUACAAAGAGGGUGAUGAAGAAGAGGAAAAGACAGAAGAAAUUUGAAAUAUUUAAAGGGUUUUGUGAGAAGAUUGUGAGUAAGAUGAUGGCUCAACAAGAGGAGCUUCAUUGCAAGAUUAUUCGCGAUAUGGUUAAGAGAGAUGAGGAGAAGAUUUCUAAGGAAGAAGCUUGGAAAAAGCAAGAGUUUGAGAGAUUAGAGAAGGAGUUAGAGGCUAGGGCACACGAGCAGGCGGUUUCCGGUGACCGGCAAACCAAGAUCCUUGGCUUCUUGAAGAAGUUUAGUACUUCAUCAUCAAAUUUUUUGGAUAGUCAAUCUUUUAAAGAGGCACUUGAGAAGCUUAAUAAGGUACCGAAAAUGACUUCUUCUAAUUCCUCAAUUUUAACUCAAGACUCUAUUAGUGUACAAUUACAACCCACUUCAUCUUGUACAACCCAUAAUCCUUUGGUGAAUAACAUACCUAGUUCUUCAUCAAAUGAGAAUCUUGCUCUAGACAACUCAAAAUCGACACUACCCUUGAAACCAUCCUCUUUGGAUCAUCAAAACCCUAAUCCUCUUCCUAGUCAUCAGAACGAGUCUUUGAAAAUCCCUUCUUUAGUUUCAUCUCGCAAAUUCUCCAGGUCUGAUCAUCCCAGCACUAAUGCAGCGGACCAUAUUACAAACAUUAAGGCCUUGGAAAACAACAAGAGCGGUGGUCUAAAAUCCGUUGUUGGGAAUAAUGGUAAUAAGGAUGACACCGGUAGAAGAUGGCCAAGAGAUGAAGUGCUAGCAUUGAUCAACAUAAGGUGCAGCCUUUUUAACAACAAUGGCGGUGACACUCACCAUGAUACAGAAACCUACUCUAAGGGUCCUCUAUGGGAAAGGAUUUCGCAAAAGAUGACCGAGUUAGGGUACAAAAGAAGUGCUAAGAGAUGCAAAGAAAAAUGGGAGAACAUAAACAAGUACUUCAGGAAAACUAAGGACUUGAACAAGAAAAGAUCCGUUGACUCUAGAACUUGUCCUUAUUACCACCAGCUUAGUCAUUUAUACAGUCAAGGAUCACUAGUGGGCCCCACGGAUCGACCAACAAACCACCCCGGCUCACCGGAAAAUCGGUCCAUGGCAAUGUCAGGGCAGUCUCAAGGUAAUGGGUCAAGUACUCCUCCAGCAAAUAAUGGUGCAACUAAUACUAUGCAAGGUAAUGAGGCCAAUGUGGUCCAAGUACCAGGGUUUGAUUUUGAAUUUUGAUAUUUGAUAUUUGAAAUAGCAGUUUAAAUUUGUAUGUGUGUGCUAGCUGCUAUAUAAUUUUGUACCUUAUGUUAUAUGGUGAACAUUUACUAGCUAUAUAGAUAUGGCUAGCUGGCUAUAUGGUAGUAGUAAGAUUUAAUUAAAUUUGGUGUCAUUUUUGUUCA
Molecule: messenger RNA, 2791 nt
Organism: Chenopodium quinoa (quinoa)
Lineage: Eukaryota; Viridiplantae; Streptophyta; Magnoliopsida; Caryophyllales; Amaranthaceae
Product: trihelix transcription factor GTL2-like
Exons: 2
Coding region: 321-2627 (768 amino acids)
Source: RefSeq, a predicted model, not a curated record